UAUAUUAAGAAAUUUAUUUUCAGAAAUAUUUAUAAUGCCUGGUUAACAGAUCUGAUUUGUCAAAACUUGGAGCUUCUCUCACGUUCGUGCUUGGAGAUAAAUGAUGGAGGGUGAGUUGAAACGGAAAUAUCCAUGUGAUCAGUGUGAGUACAUCUCAACCAGACCCUCCUAUUUGAAAGCGCAUAGAAACGCUAAACAUCUUGGUAUUAGAUCAUAUCUCUGUGACCAAUGUGAGUAUUCAACUACCAAAUCUUCAUAUUUAAAACUACACAAGGACUCAAAACACUUGGGGGUUAGAUAUCCAUGUGAUCAAUGUGAAUACGCCGCGGUCAGACCUUCGGACUUGAAAAAGCACCAUGAGCACAAGCAUCAAGGAGUUAAAUAUCCUUGUACUCAGUGUACGUAUGUAGCAACCACCUCAUCGGAUCUCAGAAGACACACAAACAGUAUACAUCUAGGAAUAAAAUAUCCCUGUGACAUGUGCGAUUAUCAAGCUUCUGGGGUGUUUUACUUAAAAAGACAUAAACAGAUUAAACACCAAGGAAUAAGAUAUACUUGCGACGAGUGUGAUUAUUCUGCAACCAGAUUAUAUAUGUUAAAGAAUCACAAAGACAGUAAACAUCUUGCUAACAUGAAAUUUCAUUGUGACCAAUGUGUGUAUGCCACAACUACAUCAUCAGCGCUAAAGGGACACAUACGAAGUGUUCACCUUGGGGUAAAAUACCCCUGCAACUUCUGCGAACAUGCUGGAUCCUCAAGAUCAAAUUUGUUUGCGCACAUCAGGAGAAAGCAUAAAGAAAUGGCCGAGGCUAUGAAGCAGUGUGAAGAGGAAGCGACUGAAAAGGCUAGAAUUGAGGAGAACGAACGAUUAAAACUUAAUAAUAUUAAAUCAGAUCUGGUCAAGACGGAACCUACCCUUCAAUCCUCUCAACCAGAGUCUGAACCUACUAAUCCUGAACCUCAACAAGCUGAACUUAAGCCUGAUCCGAUUGAACUUAAAUCUGGUCACAUUGAACCUAAAGCUGAACAAACUGAACCUCAAUGUUUGACCUGUGAACCUGAUUUUGUAAACCUUGAACCUGGUAAAUCUGAACCUGGAUUACAGGAGCUUGAGAACAAAAAGGAGAAAGAUCGGGAUACUGAAAGAUCGUCUGAUCGAAAUUCAGAAAGAUCGUCCUUUGACGAAGAGUUUUCUAUCAAAGUAGAAGUCGACGAAGACGAUUGUUUAGAUUACAAUUAAGUUCGAAAUUCGAUUUAUUUGUAAAAAAUAUAUUUAUAUGUUUUAGGUUUUUUAUUUUUAAAUUAGACAUACGUCAAAGUUCAAUUCCUCUUAUUAGUCAUAAAGAUUUGAAAAUGUUAAUGAUUUUGUAAACGUUAUCACAUUAUUAAAUAUUAGUACAAAUAGUCAUUAAAAGUACGUUCAGUGUGUAAUAAUGUACAUGUCGAAUUAUAAAUUGUUUUAUUAAUUUUAUUUAUAAUUGUAUAAAGUUCAAAUUUUUUGUUUUAAAUCUUGAGUAUAUUAUUUAUAUUAUUAUUCUCAACGUUGAGGUGGAUACUUGUAAAUGGACGUAGUUACUUAAUCUCGUUCUAUUCUCGCGGAUAAAUUACUUAAUAUAAAGGUCCAAUUGCUGAAUCUCAUUGCGAGAAUAGAACUAGAUCAACGCAUUCUGUCAUUAAACGUUCAUUAUUUAUAAAUUUGAAGUAAAGUCUUGUCUAUUCUCUAGUUCAAUAAUUAUUUAGUUUUUCAAUAAAUUUUCUCUUGGUGUGUU
Eurytemora carolleeae is the source of this 1769-nucleotide messenger RNA. Its product is annotated as zinc finger Y-chromosomal protein. Gene Ontology annotation, biological process: regulation of transcription by RNA polymerase II. Gene Ontology annotation, cellular component: nucleus. The transcript is spliced from 2 exons. The coding region runs from base 101 to 1240 and encodes 379 amino acids. NCBI's taxonomy places the organism in Eukaryota, Metazoa, Arthropoda, Copepoda, Calanoida, Temoridae. The record is from RefSeq and is a predicted model, not a curated record. Gene Ontology annotation, molecular function: RNA polymerase II transcription regulatory region sequence-specific DNA binding; DNA-binding transcription factor activity, RNA polymerase II-specific.